AUGGCAGCCGUACAAAAGCUCAACGUCCAGACUUUCCCCCGUCCGCCAGCGCUGCAAAAGAUCUCUCGCCACGUCCAGAUCAAAUGGGACGGAGACCUCAUCGCUGAUACCAAGGACGCCUACUGGGUUUUAGAAACGCAUCAUCCACCGACAUACUACCUCCCUCCCUCUUCCGUCCUCGCCCCUUUGGCCAAGACCACCCGCCGCACCUAUUGCGAGUGGAAAGGUCACGCCACGUACCAUGUCAUCACGCACCCGACGACGGGCAAGACCGUUGAGAACAAGGUCUGGUCGUACGAGCAGCCGACCGAGGGUUUCGUCGCCAUCAAGGACUACUUGUCGUUCUACGCCAAUGCUCCCUGGGAGUGCUACGUCGACGGCGAAAAGGUCAAGCCGCAGCCGGGCGACUUUUACGGCGGCUGGGUGACGAGCGACAUUGGUGGCAUCGUCAAGGGCCAGAACGGAAAUGCGGAUCCCCCGGUGGUCGCUCAUGAAGAGGUUGUCGACAAAGUUGGCGCGGACCUCGUACUUCUGCACCGUGUAAGGCGAGUCGGAGUUGGGACCGAUCCACACAAAGUCGAUCCUGCCGCGGCCCUUGCCCUGCUCGAACGCGGUGUAGGUGAGUUCCUCUCCGCUGCGCUGCGCCGCCGUCGCGACGUCGUGCACGUCCUUGAGGUAGUUCAUGUCGGCCAGGGCCUUGGGGGCGUCGCCGCCGGCCACGGCGUUGAAGUCUCCGGUCAGCGACACGGGCAGCUUUCCGCCCUGGGCCUUGGACAUUUCCUGCAUCUGUGCGACGGCGACCUUGAUGCCGGCGAUGCGGGCCUCGGGCGACACGUUGUCGAGGUGCGUGUUGGCGUGCAGGAAGCGAGUCUUGGUCGCGAUGUGCUCGAACACGGCCAGCGUCACGAUGCGGCUGCUGCCGGCGCCCGACGCCUUGCUGGGCUUGUCGGGCGUCUCGGUGAGCCACUUGGUCGCGCUCGUCACCACCUUGAGGUCCUUUGUGUUGUAGAUGAUGGGACUGAACUCGCCCUUGGACUUGCCGUCCUCGCGCGCCACGCCAAUGUGGUCCCAUCCCGAGCCCAGGCCCUUCUUGAUGUCGUUCAGCUGGUUGCUGAGCACCUCCUGCAGCCCAAACACGGAGGCCGAGCCGGCGGUGGCCGGCUUGGCCGCGAUGUCGGUCAUGGUCUUGAUCAACACGGGGCCGCGCUCACUCCAGGCCUUCUCCUGCUUCUCACGCUUGCUGGCGUCGGCGUCGAACCGAAUGUUGAAGGACGUGAUGCGCAGGGUAAGGUUCUUGGCCUGACGGGGGAUCAGCGCCCCGGCAUCGACGACCGAGCCGGCGGCCACAAGCAGAGCGAUGAGCUCCUCAUCGACAAGCUGCUCAGCCGCACGCCUGGGCAGAGAGCGGCGGCGGCGGCCGUUGCACUCGGCAGAAUCCUCCUGCGCAUUGGACUUGACUUGCUUGAUGCUCUUGGUGCCGCUAGUGUUCUUGUUGUUGUUGUUGUUGUUGUUGUUGCCGUUGGAGGCAGCGGCAGAGGCGCCACCGCCAGAGACAGUGGUGGUCUUGUCGCCACCGGCACCGUUGGCCGAGCCACGAAUGGUACCGCCGGGGAUGACGUCAGGGCCAGGGGAGACGUCGUAGCUGGUCGAGCUGCCCCAGACGCUGAAGUUGACGGCCUUGUCAGUGGACUUGUAGAUGCCGGGGAUCUUGGCGCUGGUGCCGGGCAUGCUGGUGGCCGAGUUGCCAGUCACCUCGAUCUGCAUGCAGGCGACGUAGAACUCGGCCUGACCGUCGUGGGCGCCGUGCAGACCAAUGUGCUCGCCGCGGAGGAGGUACUGGCCGUCGGGGAUGGUGGCGGGGAUGAUGGCGUUGACGUUGUUCUCGCCCCAGCUGCACCAGGCGUCGGUGCGGAGGCUCUCGGCGCUUCCCUGCUUGCAGAUCAGGCUCUGGUGGAUCUUGUACCAGUCCUCUCCGUUGUCCGUCUUGGCGUUGGCGACCGGCGACACGUAAACCUGGGCCGGGCCGGGGUGCAGCAUGCCGUUGGCCCCGAAGCCCUGCCUCAUGGCAACCUUGUCGCCGGCCUUGACCUUGAGGACGUCCUUGGCACCAACGGCGCCCUUGUUGCAGGCAAAGUCGGCGACUGUCGGGGUGAUGGAUCCCUCGGGCGUCUUGUUGAACUUGAUGGGCAUGAAGCCGUUCUGGUGCUUGCGGAUAGAAGCAUUGUCUCCGCCGACCUGCUUGCCGUUAAGCUCGGUCUUGUCGAAGGCGUAAUGGGCGCUGGUAAGCGAGGCCAUGCCGAGCAGGACGGUGGUGAUGGUUCCGGUGGUCUUCAUCUUGGCGGUAGGUGGGAGAAGAAGUAA
This is a messenger RNA of Pyricularia pennisetigena, 2361 nucleotides long. RefSeq lists its product as uncharacterized. Lineage: Eukaryota; Fungi; Ascomycota; Sordariomycetes; Magnaporthales; Pyriculariaceae. Bases 1 to 2361 code for a protein of 786 amino acids. The transcript is spliced from 4 exons. The record is from RefSeq and is a predicted model, not a curated record.